AUGAGCCACCGCGGCCUCGCCGACAGCCCCCUUCAGCCAGCCCCGCCAGAGCCCGCCAGAGGAAGCAGGGCCGGGCCAGGGAAGCAGACAGAGGCCCUCGCCGCCUCCAAGCAGAAACUGCAGAAGCGAAAGCAGAUCACCGCCGUCGCCUGCCAGGCCUGCCAGCAGCGGAAAAGCAAGUGUGAUGGCCUCCGUCCAGCGUGUUCGGCGUGCCAGCAGAAGAACAGGACCGACUGCUAUUACGACAUGAACGGGGACCAGCGCAGGACGGCCGCACUGAAGGAAAAGAUCAAGCUGCUGCAGGACCAUGGCGAAGAGCUGAAAGAGAUUCUGCAGAUCGUCUGCGAGACAAGUGACAGAGACGACGCCAUAGAUCUCGUCAAACGACUCCAACAGGCCAAUUUCCGCAACGCCACCGAGAUACUGAGCAUCUUGAAAACCAAAGUAUCCGGCCACACACUAGACGCUUCGUAUCGACGUGACGAACCCAUCGACACGGACUGUGAGGCCGGAAGCCCACUGUUCUCACCAGGUGUGCCGUGGACGCCAUCCCCACAAUCGCCCGUGUACUCAAUUGCAGAAACACCUUGGGCAUCAGAGACGAAAUGGAACCCACUUAGCACAUAUGUUCCGAGUCCGUCGGAAACCUCGAUCCCCAUGUAUGCGGCGUCCUCCCACUCAUUCCAGGCGCCGUCUACACUCUUGAGUAGUGGACAACAAAGCAUUGAGAGCUUCUGCGAACCAUCAACGAGAAACAACUCGCAACCCACCAACCAGACUCAGAACCAGCGAUUCACCUGGCAGAGUAAAAUGGCAGACGUCACUCACGUACGUUGCUUUGCCAACACAACUGAGCCUGUAAGUCUUGACGGAACGCUCAGUAUCGAUGGCAUUCUGGUUCCUAUCUACCUGGUACGGCCUGUGUCCGGCAAGUACAAAGAUCUGAUGAGCGAGCGGCUCCAGUUGUUCGUGAAGCAAAAGCGUCAAAUGAUCCAUGAUGGCUGGUCAGUUGAGCAGGUACUAGGACCCCUAAAACUGUAUCCCCCUGUGAACAACUAUAACAGCAUGACGGAUUCGCAGAGCAUGACUCCCAAUGUGUGCGAGUGGGUCGUCUCGAUGAUGAGCUGGAUGAACAUCGACCGACAUCCUGAACGAAUGGCCAUGACGCUUUUAGGCGUUCUGUUCCUCACGUGGGCCAUCGUACCUACUGAGGAGAACUACCAGGCCAUGCCUGCCUGGAUGCGGCCAACUCCCAGCCAGAUCAUCGUGCCUCAUCCCGCCUGGAUCGACUUGAUUCCAUGGCCUGAAAUACGCGACUUCUUCAUCCGCUACGCCGACCAAUCACAUGGCAUGGAAGUUCUGGAGACCUUCGUCUCUAGCCUCUCUGUCAACUGGAACUUGCUGCUCUCUGAUGUCGCCGUCCUGAUCCCAAACACGAAUAUGUUCGCGCUCAGCCAGUCCUUCGAGGUAUAUAUCCGUAACCUGGACAACUGGUCCCUCGACCCGGCCGUCUUACACGUGUAUCCAGACCUCGCAGGCAUGGCGUGGUUCACCCCAUCUGCCAACAGCUCGUCGGGGCUGGAUAAGAUGGAUGGGCAGUAUAUGUUUCCAUGA
This is a messenger RNA of Mytilinidion resinicola, 1614 nucleotides long. RefSeq lists its product as uncharacterized. The transcript is spliced from 6 exons. Gene Ontology annotation, biological process: regulation of DNA-templated transcription. The record is from RefSeq and is a predicted model, not a curated record. Lineage: Eukaryota; Fungi; Ascomycota; Dothideomycetes; Mytilinidiales; Mytilinidiaceae. Gene Ontology annotation, molecular function: zinc ion binding; DNA-binding transcription factor activity, RNA polymerase II-specific. Bases 1 to 1614 code for a protein of 537 amino acids.